AUGCAGAAGGACGGCAGCGACUCACGGGAUGGCAGGGAGCUCAUGGAGAAGGAGAGCUGUGCUCCCCUGAUGCUGCGGUUGGCAUGGCAUGACGCGGCAACUUAUCGAGCAGAUGGAGGAAAAUCGGAUGACUCUGACAAGUCUACAGGGGAAUGGCCGAGGUGCGGAGGCGUCAACGGCUCCAUCACCUUCGCUCCCGAACUCGAUCUCCCCUGCAACAAGGGACUGACACUCGCACUCUCACUCCUCUACGAGCUUCAAGAGAAGAACGACUUGGUCUCUGUUGCCGACGUCAUCCAGAUGGCUGGACAAGUGGCAGUUGAGUUCUCGGGCGGUCCCAAGAUCGCGAUGCGAUGGGGGAGGUCAACAACAGGAGUGAAAUAUCUGUGCUCUGACUCUGACCGAGGAAAUCCUCCCUUCGCUUCCUCUUUGUCUGCUCCUGAGCAUCUGCGGCAAAUUUUCGGUCUAAUGGGCCUGUCUGACCAGGAGAUCGUCGUCUUGAUGGGUGCUCACACGCUGGGGAGGGCGCGGCCAUCACGGUCAGGGGAAGGGGCGGCAGCGACUUGCUACACGAGAGAUGGGCCAGGGAGGUGCAAGGGAGGGUCGAGCUGGACUCAGGAGUGGCUCAAGUUUGACAACAGCUACUUCAAGAACCUCCUGCUGACGCCACCAGCUGAUUCUCAGCUCCUUCGCCUCUCGACCGAUUCAGCACUCGCAGAGGACCCGGUGUUUCGAGAGUGGGUGGAGAAGUACGCGGAGGACCAGGAGCUGUUCUUCUCGGACUAUGCGCGAACUCACCGCAAGAUGAGCGAGCUGGGGGCGAAGUUCGAGCCUCAGGAAGGGAUUGAGGUAGACUUGGAGGAAGGCUGA
Guillardia theta CCMP2712 is the source of this 870-nucleotide messenger RNA. RefSeq lists its product as hypothetical. The record is from RefSeq and is a predicted model, not a curated record. NCBI's taxonomy places the organism in Eukaryota, Cryptophyceae, Pyrenomonadales, Geminigeraceae. The transcript is spliced from 10 exons. Gene Ontology annotation, molecular function: heme binding; peroxidase activity. Gene Ontology annotation, biological process: cellular response to oxidative stress; hydrogen peroxide catabolic process; response to reactive oxygen species. Bases 1 to 870 code for a protein of 289 amino acids.